This is a messenger RNA of Rhinolophus ferrumequinum (greater horseshoe bat), 5854 nucleotides long. RefSeq names its product GVQW motif containing 3 (gene GVQW3). The coding region runs from base 536 to 1168 and encodes 210 amino acids. The transcript has a single exon. NCBI's taxonomy places the organism in Eukaryota, Metazoa, Chordata, Mammalia, Chiroptera, Rhinolophidae. The record is from RefSeq and is a predicted model, not a curated record.
GCGAGGGGAGGAAAUUGCGCAUGCGGGCGUGUCUCCUGGGACUCUAAAGCAGGCGAGUGCGGGCCGCUCCGGUGGGUUUGGCAUGCGAGGGUUUCUGCAGGUCUGUGGCAAGCCUGCAUGUUACAUCACUGGCGCUUCUCGCUUUGCUUGCUUAAGAUGCCACCACGUAAGCCUCUGUUGGAGAAAUCGCCAUAGACUUUUUAAGGGCCGCAGAAUCGAGACGACCUUGGUAACUGAUUUGUACACUCCCGGCAGAUCUGCGUGCACGAGUUGGACGCAGACGUGGGUUAUAGGAGAUUGCGUUUUCCCAGCUCGCUGCUACUCUUUUGCCCCAUUAGCUUCUCAGAACGGGCCUCCCCAGGCUCAGCUGGAAGCGGAGGGGCGAAAACGCAGAAAAGCAGUUACUCUUUUCUGGCGAGGUUUCCAGAAGAGCAAGAAUAGCGACGUGAUUCUACCUGCAGCACUAUAGAGAUUGGUCCCUCUGUCUUUCCCCUCACAAUCGUGGCCUGUUCACGUUCCUGUGUUAAGUGCCAGAAUGAGUGACCGCUAUCUAGAACAAAGGAUUAGUAUCAAAUUUUGUGUGAAAUUGAACAAGUCUGCAAGUGAGACCCACCAUCUUUUAAAAGAAGCUUAUGGAGAUGAAGUCAUGUCGAGGGCCAGAGUUUUUGACUGGCACAAAAGGUUUAAAGAAGGGCGGGAGGAUGUUCGAGAUGAUGCCCGAAGUGGCCGGCCAGUUACCCACCGUACAGAUGAAAAUAUCCAGAAGGUCAAGGACUUAGUUUGUUCAAACAGGCAGUUAACAGUGAGGAUGAUGGCUGAAGAGUUAAAGUUAGAUAAAGAAACUGUUAGACUCAUUCUGAAAGAAAACUUGAACAUGAGGAAAAUUUCUGCCAAAGUUACAUUUGGUAUUUUGCAGGAUGACCCCAAACCUCGAAAACUUGACUUUCGUUCUGAUCUUUCAAAAGAAACUAGGAAACAUAGCUUGUAUGUGAAGAAAAAGGUAACAAGUUCGGAAACAUGGAGUCAUCUCCAGUGCGAAGCUGGGGGGGAAAUGCCUCUGCCUGUGCCCCAUCCCAGAAUCCACUAUCCUACGAGCCAGCUUCUGCAGCCAUCACCUUCUACAAGCCUUCCCACCAGGGCAGCUCAGGACUGGUUCCCACCCUGGUGAAAGGACUGGGAGGCAGCUGAACCUGAGCUCCAACGCUGCCUCACUGUAAGGCACCUUCAUUUGCUGCACGUUUUCAGUCUUCUCUACCACCUCUCCCUACAUGUCAUGGCUCUUCUGGUUACUCUUUUCUGGACUGUUGGGUCAUCUCCCUGGCUGUUCACAACGUUGAAGAACUUUUGGCUGUUGACUUCUGGUUCUUGCUUGUUCUUGAUUUCUUUGGCUUCACAAAUUUGGAUCUCUUCACUGCCCAGAUCUUAUUGUGUUGUGGCUGUCCUGUUCCUUUGUUCUCAGCAUUCUGCCUCAGGGGACCAUACCAGUGAGAGGUGGGAACAAGGUCUCCUGGAGUCUAUAUCUCUGUGCCCACGGAGGCAUACUCUUCUGGGAGGACCCCAAGAGAAGGCCUCCAGUUCCGGCCUGCUUCACAGUCAGGGUCUGAGGUACGGGACAGAAGGCAGGGGCACGCUGACAGUGAGCGAUGCGGAGUGCCAAUCCAGUACACAUGAUUCAGUGGGAGCCCCUCAGAACUUGGAUGGGCCACUCCCACUGAGCUCACAGACCUAUCCCUCACAAAAGACCUACAUUUAUUUCAUUCUAGGCCUGUGCUUUGGACCUCCCACUCAUUUGGGUAUCCCUUCUUCUGGAAGAGGAGGAUCUGGUCCUAGAAAGUAUAACCAGGGGACUCGGGCCCAGGAUGUGAUGUGUGGUAGGAAGACCAGGUGAUACUCUAGACCCUCCAUUAAGGGAGUCUGCUGCCUAAGGGCUGAUUCUCACACAGCAGCCUGUUUUUAAUAACUAAGGCCAACAUUUUCAAGUGCUUUCGGAGCACCUGCAGUUUUUAGAACACUGAUGAGAAUUGACAGUGAGAAGUUAUGAAACAAGAUCACCACGGGUUGGGUGGAUUUCAUGGAUGAGGUGGCUCUUGAAUUGGAUCUAUAAGGAAAGAUGGGACAAGGGGCUAGGAAAUGAGGGAAAGCUUCCCGGUCGGGUGGAACAGCAUGAGGCUUCAAACCUGAAUUAGUAGGGAAGUGAUGGCACUUUUGGCUGAAAUAACAAUGUAUAAAGAUGCAGAUAAUGAUGUUGCAGAAGAUAACAAUUUGGGAUAAUUUGCUUCCUUUCUUCUGCCUCCAACUCUGUGCCAGUUUAUAAAUUGCUUUCCCCUGAGUCUGUGGACAAGUUAUAAUAACCCACUUAUUUGCAAAAUUUCCCAUCAACACCCCUCCCCAAAGCAAUCUCUAUGAGUUCAAACUCCUUUAUCUCUUCCUGCCUCUCUGCCAGGAUUUAUGGAAUGAAACUUUUCCCAAGUGAGUUCCAAAUGCUACCACAUAGACGGGGAACAUCUCAGAAUGCCUGGUGGAGGUGCAGGAAGGGGAAUGGUUAGCAAUAGCAUUUCAUGGGAUUCGCCAAUGUCUCAGAUUCACCCAAGGAUUUUUACACUUAACAUCUAUUAUUUAAUAAGUUGGUAAACAAUAUUGGUUGAUGGUAGAGGCCCAACACUUAAUUAUUCAACAGUUAUUUUUAGUUCUCUUCUUUCACUGCAUCCCCUUCAAAAAAUUACAAUUUCCCCACUAAUACCUGUCAAUUUUGAGGCACCCCAAAACCUAGACCUUAUCCCCCAAAUAAAAGAUAAUUGUGCAAGAAAACUCAAACCAAGCAACAGCUUACAGACGUCUACCAACUUAGCCAUUUCUAGACACUCCAUUUAGGGACCAUUACAUCUUCCUACAUCAGAUGAUGCCCUGGGUUCCCCAGAAGCACUUCCCACUGCACCCUGGAACAAAGGCGCCAUGGUUAGCUAUUGCAACUUUGUAGCUGAACCUCAUACUAAUCUUUGCUCAAGCCAAGUGGUAAUUGUUACAGAGUUGUGUGUUCCUGGGCCAGGGCCAGGAACCCACAACAGUACCUGCAGGCAUUGUCUCCAAUAUAUUAUAAUGCAGAGAUCCCGAGAAAACUUGUUUCUGGACUUAUUCCAGUCCUGUGCACAGAGCUAGAGUGACCCUUCCAAAGGUACUGGCCCAAGACCAUGCUGGAGUGUGGGGUACCAGGAGCAGUGCUGGCCCAGACAAGGUUUAGACACAGCAUCCAGAGACACAGGUCAUCAGGAGUCUGAGUUCAAAUUAUUCAAAUAGCUAUAAUGAAAAGGACUUAAGUUACUACCUUAGAUUAUUUGCUGAGUAAAAGUCACGUCAAACCCAUUGCUCAUUUGCAACGUUUCUCAGAAAAUAUUCAAUGAGAUGAUAACUCGAACGUGCUUCAGCUUUGGGGGAAGUAGAAUUACUGCUAUAACUCACCCAGAGCAAACCAUUCACACUCAGAAUCACUAAACCCCAGACUAGAGCAUGAUCUAGGAGUACCCCCAGAUGGGAGAGUUCUCGUAGAACAGUAUCCCUUAUGUGCCCACCCACCAAAUCUGUUUCGUUGCUGACAUGAAUUUUACCUUGGCCUGCAACUUGCUGCCCAGGGCUCUUGAGCUGAUCCUAUGUUCUCAUGGAUCCUCCAUCCUCUUGCCUCAGCCUCUUGUCCUUGGCUUUUCUCACACACGUCUCACUUUAUUCUCCACCAGUUUGCUCUUGCUCCUCUGUUUCCCUGGUGCUUUGUGUUCUGGUUCUGGACCACACCUCCCUCCAGUAGCUGCUUUUGGUCUCUUUCAUGUCCUGAUCUUGAAUCGCCCUUUUGGUCAAGGUUUUUCACUCAAUUCGCAACUCCACUCUGCUCUGAAUUUUGGAUCCCUCCUCUAGCUCCGACGUCAGCCCUAUAGUCUUGAGGAAGGAAAUUGUUCUAGCCCUAAUUGUUCUAGGCCUUGCUAUUCUCAGGCAGUGAGGUGAGCAACAUGGGGGAGUGUGUUCUUGUUUUUGAUAAGAGGCAAACAGAGAAGGAAAUAAACGCUCUCUCUCCCACCCUGAGCCACCAGCGGUUCCACUCCCCAGCAGCAACCAGUGUUCACCAUUUUCUUAAGGAGGCAAUUUGGUUACCUCUCUGGUACUCAGGAGUCAUGAAAAUUUUUCAGAGAUGUAACAUCCAACUCCCAUUCUCCCAGCAAGUGUAUUUUCCCCGACAAGAGAAGCUCCACCUCAUCAUAGGAGAUGAAGCCUGGCUCUCUAAGAUGUCAGGAGGAGAACUGACUAUUUGCAAACCUUGACUAUAAUCCUUGAGCUCAAAACAAUCAGUCACUGAAUCUCUUUGGUUUUCAGGCCGAUCUCCCUGCCCCUCUCCAUUCUGGUUCAAAAUCCACAUGGAGUGUCGAAUGCCCCAGCCGAAAGUCCAGAGGAAUAGACUCCUUCCAGGCAGAUCAUCCCAUCACUGAUCUUAUCUAAUUUUUCCCUCCACCCAUUACCCUACCCUAUUUUAUCCACCUGUCCCACUGGUAAUGAUCAAACACAGAAUGAAUAAAAUGUUCACCAGUCUUUGAUUUUGAAACACCUGUACGUAGUUCAGCAGUCUUCUGCGUUCUGCCCCCAGCUCUGAAUCCUUACUGAGAGGUUAUUAUUUGGGAAGAAUGUGUACCUGGGGCCUGCUUUCCAGAGCCUUCCUUUCAGAUCCAUUUCUUAGUUAGAAUUCAUACGUGCCAUUACAGAUGCACAGAUACAUCUGGAUGCUAAGUGAUGUGAGGAUAUCUAGUAAAGAAGCAGGGUAGGGUAGUAUUAGGGAACCGUCACUGUAUCACAGUGACACUGUUCGGCCAGCCUGCUAUUUGCAGACAUCAUUGGCAACAAAUCUCACUAGGCUCCUUGGGAUUGCAUCUCACCAGGGUCUCAUGUGGCUCAAUUAGUAAGAGCUUCCUUUGCUGCUGCAGUGGUAUAUGUAAACCCUGUGUUUUAUUGCUUAGUUGGAUCAGACCGCUCAGAUUUUACCGGGCCUUUACAUCCUAUCCGAGGCAACCCUCAUGUAUUUAUCUUCUAUAAUCUCUGCCUUAUUAGAUCCUUGCAAACACUGUCCCAGCUGCAUCACCCUUCUCCCAGUAUUGAUAUUCAGAAACAAAAAAAAUCUGUAAUUGGAAACUUCAAUACUUCCAAGGACCCACUUGGGUCCAGUGAAGGGGUCAGAAAGGAAAUGUCUUAGAAUUUGUGGGCCAUACAGUCUCUGUUAUAACUACUCAACAUUUUAUUGCAAAAGCAGGCAUAGCCAAUACAGAAACAGAUGAGCACGGCUAUGUCCUAAAAAAAACCUUUAUUGAUGGAUACUGGAAUUUGAAUUUCAUGUAAUUUUCACGGGUUAAAAUAUUAUUGUGAUUUUUUUCAACCAUUUAAAAAUGUGAAAGCUAUUCUUACUCCUCUUAGCAUGUACAUUGUAGAAAAACAGAUUUGGGCCCCAGACCAUAGUUUGCCAAGCCCUGGCCUAGUGUAUAUCACGUGUGUGUAUAAAAUGACACAAUUGAUCGUUUUCCAUCAAUAACAUUGUUAAUGCCAAAUUGACCAGGCAGCGUCUGACAAUUUACUCUGUAGAAAUUGUGGAAUAUUGAAGGGAAUAUUUAUGGUACCAGGAGAGUGAACUAGAGCUGAAUGAUCGACUAUUUUACCUUAACCCUAUUCCAGUUCACAAAAUGAGUUUUGUGUCGUUUUUAACUAAGAAUGAUGUUAUACAAACUACUACCUAUAUAUUUCCUUGUAAUAUCUCAAAAACAAUUUUGGCAGUAUUGCAAAUGAUACGAAGUUGCCACCAGUGAUAACAGAAUGAACUGAAAUUAGUUCC